Chelonus insularis is the source of this 1875-nucleotide messenger RNA. RefSeq lists its product as uncharacterized. Gene Ontology annotation, cellular component: Ku70:Ku80 complex. Gene Ontology annotation, biological process: telomere maintenance; double-strand break repair via nonhomologous end joining. Gene Ontology annotation, molecular function: double-stranded DNA binding; telomeric repeat DNA binding. The record is from RefSeq and is a predicted model, not a curated record. NCBI's taxonomy places the organism in Eukaryota, Metazoa, Arthropoda, Insecta, Hymenoptera, Braconidae. The transcript has 14 exons. The coding region runs from base 87 to 1754 and encodes 555 amino acids.
UUUUUUAUGGAUACACACGUAUACCAUCAUACUAAAAAAAUUUAAGAUUCUAACCGGUUAUAAUUGUCAACAAUAAAUAUUUACAAAUGAGAAUGGCUCCAAGAAAUGACAAGGAGACAGUUGUUUUCGUAACAAACGUAGGAGUUUAUAAUAAUAUAAAGGUUGAUGAGCAAUUUGUUCUGAAAUCAAAGAUGAUUAUGAAAUAUAUUAUUGAAAAAAAGAUUUUUAACCGACCUAAAGAUGAAAUUGGGAUUGUAUUGACAGGUGUGGAAUUCGGUGUAAAUGCAUUAGAUUUAGAACAUGUAGAAGAUUAUCAUGCAAUAGAAAUACCAACUUUUAAUAUGGUUCAAAAAGUUCUUGAAAUUACUGCUUCUGAUUGUUUUUUUACCAAUUGGAUUGAUGGAGUGCGAGCAGCAGUAGAAUUAAUACAACGUCAAGCUGGAGAAUCCGUACGUACUACAGUUAUUUUGAUUUCUGAUUGCCCCAACACGAAUGAACUCAAUGAGAAUACCAGAGUUGAUUUGAGUAAUACUAUUGUUGACAAAACAAUUCAAUUUCUAUGGAUAGGAUCCAAGGAAUUAAAUGAUCUUUCAGAAAAUGAUUUAAACGAGAGUGAAAAGAAGUUGAUGAACUUUUGCAGUUUGGUUUUAGGGACGUACAUGUCAUUCUCACAUGUCUUAUCAAAACUAGAAUUCUACGGAACAACUACAACUAAUCCAACAGCUUGGAAGUGUAACUUGGAGAUAGGUGAAUUGCGAAUUCCAACGGCAAUAUAUCUUCAAAUUUUAGAAAAUGUUCCAACAAGAAACAAAUGGGCCACAAUCUCCGUAAAUCACAAAUCUAAUGGUGAAACAGAAUUACUUCCUGUGAAUAAAAAUUUGGCACUAGUUGAUCGUCAUCGAGAAGAACAUAACAAAGAAGAAAUUAUUAAAGGAUUUAUGUUUGGAAGAACAUUCAUUCCACUUUCCGAUGAAGAUAAAAUGAUGAUUAGAAAUACAACAGGACCAAGAUCAUUAAAAUUAUAUGGAUUUACUCAUGAAAGAAAUGUCUCAGUAGAACAUCGUUGUGGUAUAAAAACCAAUAUUAUGGUUCCUUGGGAGGGUGGAGAGAAAGAGUUUUUCAGCUUAGUCAAAGCAAUGGCAGAUUUAAAUUAUGUGGGUUUGGUUAGAAAAGUUCAUACUGAAAAUUCAACACCAUCAAUCCAUGUCCUGUAUCCACAAAUAAGUGAUGAUGGAUUAAAACCUUGGUGUUUUAUAAUGCACGAGCUUUUAUAUGCUGAAGAACGAGCAAUAGUAGAACCAAGAUCCUACGAAAUAAUACUUAAAUCACUCAAUCAACAACAAUUAGAUUCAGUUGAUAGUUUACUAGACAACAUGAUGUUAGAACCCACAGUUCUACUUGAUAGUGUUGAAAAAUUAUAUGAACCAGGAACGGUUUCAUCUCCAGACAUUCAACACAUAUGGAAUGUUAUAUCGCAUCGAGCAUUAAAACCAAAUGACCCUCUACCAGAUCCUACUAUGUCUAUUUUGAAGCUAAUAUUACCUCCAGAUCGAAAUAACGAGACUGAUGUUGCAGAUAGUGUUACUAAUAUUGUUUCUCUAUUCGAUUUAAGUAAAGAACCAGAAUAUCCUCCUAUCGAAAAUAUUUCUACGCAAAGAACUCAAGCUACUACUCAAAAGUCUGCUCCUACUGUGCCUGAUGAAAAUCUUCCACCUCAAAUGGAUGUUGAUUUAGAUGCUUUGUUCGAUGACUGAACUUUAAAAAAGUGGAUUUUAUAUUAUAAAUCUUUGUCAAUCAACGAAGUGAAUAUAUUUUUUAAUUAAUUAUUAUUAAUCGUACUAAAUAAAAAAUUUCAUUUAUUUUUUACUCAAGUUU